AUGACCCGAUAUUCACUUGCCCUCUGCAUGGUGCUUUCUCUAGUUUUUGCAGUUGUGUUUUUACGACCGAUUGCCGCCGCUCCUCAAGAAAGCAAUGGAUCAAACACAAUAAGUGUACCACCCAUUGACGGUGACACCAUGUUGCUGAAUCAAAAUGUAAUCCUAUUUGCUUGCAUCGUGGACACUCCAUUUACUCAAUUCGAUGCAGACGAAUUCAUUGAGAAAGCACUUGGUAUUCUCACACAACUCCCCAAGGGGGAAUUCAAUCGAACAUCGCAAUUUGAACUACUAGAAUACUGCAGUUGGGAUACUAGGGUUGCGGAUGAGAAAUCUUUCUGUGGUGCAGAAGAUGAGGGGCCCACAUAUGCGGCUCAAACUCUUGUGCGUUUUGGUGUGGCGGGUGUUGAUGGAGAAUCUCUAAAGAGGCUUUCCUUUUCCUCACUCUCAGCUAUUUUGCCUCCUUUCAUUCAGGGGGAAGAUCCUGCACUUUUCCCUCCAGACAAAAGGCAGCAUUUCGUUGAAAGGAUGAUGAACAGCGACAAUACCUUCGAUGUGGUGGCGGUUGUAGUCCUUUUCUUAUAUCCCAUUUUGCUUUUUUAUUACCUAUUAACCUCGUGCACGAGGGAACGUAUUCGCGACAAACAGUGCGUGGAAUUCCUACGCAAUUCCAUUAACUCUGAACUGGCGUACAGGCAGCAUAUGAAAUGUGCGGAGAUGUAUGCGUCUAGCGGUCAAACCGUACAAAAGUGUGGAUCUGAUGCCUAUAAUGUGGAGUUGGAAGACAUGGAUCCGCAUAAUAGAGUAAAUGUAAUGUCUCGGGAAGGAAUGGCAAGUGGAGAAGUGGCUUGUAAUGACGGGAGGGAUGGCGGAAUGCAAAAACCAACGCAACUAUGA
Trypanosoma brucei brucei TREU927 is the source of this 894-nucleotide messenger RNA. RefSeq lists its product as hypothetical. The record is from RefSeq and is a predicted model, not a curated record. Bases 1 to 894 code for a protein of 297 amino acids. The transcript has a single exon. Lineage: Eukaryota; Euglenozoa; Kinetoplastea; Trypanosomatida; Trypanosomatidae.